AUGCUUCAUCUUGGUAGCAGGUUCUUGGUGCACGAGGGUUGUAUAAAGCCAUUUUGCGAUCUUCUAGUUGGUCCCACCGAUAUCAUCGAAUACUGCUUGGAAGGCCUUGAGAACAUUCUGAAGGUUGGAGAAGCUGAGAAGAACCGAGGUAACACCGAAGAUGUGAAUGUCUUUGCUCAGAUGAUUGAUGAUGCUGGGGGUCUUCAAAAGAUUAAGAACCUACAGACUCAUGAUAACAGUAUAAUGUGCGAAAUGGCCGUGAGGAUACUGGAAACUUAUUGGCAGGAAGAGGAUGAUGAGCAGAUGCCUACUGGUGAUGCUCCAUAA
Fraxinus pennsylvanica is the source of this 327-nucleotide messenger RNA. The record is from the annotation of a GenBank genome assembly. NCBI's taxonomy places the organism in Eukaryota, Viridiplantae, Streptophyta, Magnoliopsida, Lamiales, Oleaceae.